GAGACCUGAUGGCCCUACCUAGAAAACCCUCGCGAAUAUUCUAAAAAUCUAGAACAUCAGGGCGUCAUCAGGUCGCCAUGAAGUCGAUAAAUGAUUAGUUAUAGGUACCGUGGAUAACGAAUUAAGGCGGAUGUGAGACAAUCCCGGAAAAUAUGAUCGUUGUAUCAUUGACAAUUGUAUAAUCAUUAUUUUAAACGCCAUAAAAUUCUCUUUGCAGAAAUAAAUAAAUAACUGUAAUGUUCAAUAUUUAAAAAACCGCAACCGUAACUCGAACCAAAAUGUUUGGUCCAAUCAAACCCAAAUAAAUUGUUAGAUAACUCCGGAUUCUUGCUGUUGCGAUAAUAGUAACAAUUUACAAAUUACGAAUGAAAUUUUCAGGUCGGCAUCCUUGAGUUACGUAAAAGAAGGGGAGUACAACGGAAUUUCGAGUUACGAAUUCAAAAUGCACAAAGAUUCCUUCGUGGCGCCGGACGAACAAGGCUGCGUCUGCAUACACGCGACAAAAGGCCUAGACGGAUCCAGCCAUUGUUAUAAAAAGGGCGUCCUGGACAUGAACAGGUGUUUGGGGGUACCGGUCAUCGUCUCCUUUCCGCACCUGAUGUGGGCCGACGAGGCUUACCGAAACACCAUUACGGACGAGUUCAGCUCUGAAAACGAAUCGUACACCACCAUCGUCGACUUUGAGCCCCACCUCGGCAUACCGCUCCGCGGCGCGAUUCGCUUGCAAUUCAACGUGAUCAUGCGGCCGAUUAAUAUUAACAAACAAGUUCUUCCCAUGACCGAGAAAUGGCCCAGAGCGAUGUUUCCAAUAUUUUGGUUGGAAGAUGGUUUUCAAUUAACUGAUGAAUUAGUGGAAGAAAUUGAUUCCAAGUUGGUUGGUCCGUUGACACUCGCUGACGCUGUUCAGUGGUCGGUUGUGGGAGUUGGAGCGGCACUAUCUGUCUUGUCCAUAAUCUUACUACUGGCUUGCCGGCGGUCAGAAAAACUUGCAUUGCAAUAGAGUAGAGUAGACCUUUUUUACAUUUGUACCUACUGUUAAUAAUUGAUCGAUAUUUUAUUAAUUUAAUUUCCUUUACUUGGCAUUUAUAAUCGUCACAUAUGAGUGUAGUUCAGUUUAACGGUAAGCCCACGUUAACUGGUAAAAAGACAUUUUUUUUAAUAUCUCAUAUUUCAAUUACUUCAAACGACACUUCAAGAUAUUCUUGGGUGUAAUGAGAUGAAUCAUACAUAGCUCAGUUUGAUUUGAAGUACUGCCCUAGUUUUAAUGCUGUAAUAUGUCAUAAUAAAUGUAAUUAACCGUAAUUAAAUAGAAUUAAGAG
Molecule: messenger RNA, 1319 nt
Organism: Photinus pyralis (common eastern firefly)
Lineage: Eukaryota; Metazoa; Arthropoda; Insecta; Coleoptera; Lampyridae
Product: sensory neuron membrane protein 2-like
Exons: 3
Coding region: 443-1000 (185 amino acids)
Cellular component (GO): cytoplasm; membrane
Molecular function (GO): scavenger receptor activity
Source: RefSeq, a predicted model, not a curated record